AAAAAUGCAUCAUGGCCGAUGGUCUUUAUGAGGUAGAAGAAAUAAUUGGAAGACGAAUUACAGUUACAGGAAAACAAGAAUUCUUAGUCCAUUGGAAAAAAUACAAAGUUCGAGAAAGCACUUGGGAACCUUUAGAAAAUAUCUGCUUAGGUAGUGCAGCAGAUUUCCUUCACAGAGCAUAUCCUAUUCCAGGAGUACGUCCAUCAGAGAUUUUACACCUUAAGCCAAAGUGCGCACAACCAGCAAAGCAACUUAAACUGAAAAAAUUAUCACAGAUGAAUCGAAGAAAGUUGAGAGGAAAAAAAGAAAUCCUUGAUGAAAUAAUGAAAGAAGAGGCCAAAGAACUUGAAAUGAAAAAAGAACAGAUGAAAGGAAAGAGGAGRAGAAGACAAAMGCAAACAGAAGAAAAUGAAGCUCGCUAUGUAUUGAAUGACGAGGGACAGGUGCCUGUGUUUAACGGUCAGAAGACACGAUCUUUAAGAUCGGCUGUUACUACUGUCCAUAACAACAACACUUUGAAAAAAUACAAAUCCUCCCCUAGGAAAAGCAAAGACAAAGCCUUGUUGGCUAUGGCCACAGCUUGCGUUACAAACAAUUACGAGUGGCCAGAUAGAGAUUUCUUAGAAGUGAAACAGCCUGCAAAAGUGGCACAUAUACGACAAAUUACAGAGACAAUAUCGAUUGUGAGGGAUGGUCACGUAACUAGAAUCUCGAUUUGUAAUGAGAGUAAAAAGAAUGCAUUCACUGUUGGAAUGUGUGAGCAAAUGGUAGAAGCACUUCGUAACGCAGCUAAGGAUGAUAGCGUUCAUGUUGUAGUUAUUACUGGAUCAAAUGGCGUAUUUUGUAGUGGGCUGGAUUAUAGCUGCGUUUUUGAUAAUUGUCAUAAUGGGCACCACAAGACUCCAGCCAAACUUCUAGUAGAAAAAUUCAAGUUGAUGAUGGAAAUGAUGAUCAAUUUUAACAAACCAUUAGUGGCAGCAGUCAAUGGAGAUUCUUUAGGCUGCGGGACUUCUAUGGUUGCUCUAUGUGAUAUAAUUUAUAUCAGCGAAAAGGCUAAUCUUCAAAUGGGUUUUGCCAAGUGGGGUCACACUCCCAUUGGAUGCUCUUCGUAUACACUGCCUCACCUGAUUGGACGAAUGAAGGCCUGCUCCAUGCUGUUACUUAAUGAAAGCAUGACAGCCAAAGAGUGUUGGGAAAGCGGGUUAGCAAUGGAAGUGUUUUCUUCAAAGGACUUUGCAGAAGAUGUCAGACAGAAGGUCAACAAUCUUGCAGCUAUGCCACCAAAGUGCAUUCAAGACACAAAAGAUCUACUCAGGCAGUACGACCAGCAAAUGCUGUAUGACGUCAAUGCCGAGGAAUGUAAAAUACUUGUCAAGUAUCUCAUUGAUGAGCAGGGGGUAGCUUCAAUGUCCAAACAGUGGGCUUUAGAUGUACUGGCUUGAUUCAUACAUUCUUCACACACAAAUGACUAUAGCUGUAGAUAAUUAUAUUUCUUUUCUUUAAGUUUUUUUUUUUACUUAAGGAUGGUAUAUUGCCUUUGAUUUUUACCAUUAAAAUUCUUUUUACAGUAGAGCAAACACACUGCAUGCAUAUCUGAUGAUUAAAGCAAAUAGAUAAUUAGUUAUUUUCACYUGACAGUGACAUAAAGUCAAAAAAAUAUGAAAUUUUACUCAUAAUGUUGAUUAGAUUGGUUGCUCUAAAAAAGGCUAGUGAAAAUCACUCUACUUUGUUGGUUUUAUUCUUGUUUAAGCAAACUAUUUUAGUUUUAUCAAAGUCAGUCAUCUUGCCUGUGGCAACCUUACUCAACGCACAAACUCUCAUUACUAUAAAAGUUCAUUUUGCCCAUUUUCUUGGAUUUGAAUAAUGAUGAUAGUAGAGUGAUCGCACUUAAUCCGUGCAACUGUACAAACUAAAUAAUACUAUUUAGUUGUAUUUAGUAAAUCGUGCA
Exaiptasia diaphana is the source of this 1948-nucleotide messenger RNA. RefSeq names its product enoyl-CoA delta isomerase 3, peroxisomal. The coding region runs from base 12 to 1442 and encodes 476 amino acids. The record is from RefSeq and is a predicted model, not a curated record. NCBI's taxonomy places the organism in Eukaryota, Metazoa, Cnidaria, Anthozoa, Actiniaria, Aiptasiidae. The transcript is spliced from 8 exons.